AUGAAUUCAGCGAAGGAAAAUGUGGAGCAGGUUGAAUGGACCCCGAAUUCCAGGGUUCCAUUUUUGGAGCUGGCUACAACAUUCGAAAAGAUUGAAAGUGAGAGCAAGCGAACGAAAAUCGUCGAUGUUCUCGCAGGUUUUUUCACCAAAGUAAUAGAAUACUCUCCGGAUGACUUGCUGAGCUGUGUAUAUCUGUGUGUAAACAAGUUGGGUCCCGCUUAUGAGGGCAUUGAACUUGGAAUUGCCGAGCACACCAUAAUCAAGGCAGUCGCGCAAGCUACUGGGAGGACAGUGGCUAGUGUGAAAGCAGACAUGCAGAAGAAGGGCGAUCUCGGCAUCGUUGCCCAACAGUCGCGUCAAAAUCAGAGGUCACUCGGCAGUACUUUUGGGUUCCGAUCAAAGCCCCACAGUGUGCAAAGUAUUUUCCAGAAAUUAACCGAAAUCGCUAAGCUCACUGGAGCAGCCUCGAUGAAUAAGAAAGUUGAACUGAUAAAAGGUCUCGUAGUGACUUGCCGAGGACCGGAGACGCGUUACCUCGUUCGAGCCCUGGGUGGGAAGCUUCGAAUAGGACUUGCUGAACAAAGCGUUCUCGUUGCGUUAGCAAACGCUUUUACUUCAUCUCAUAUCAAGAGCAAAGGUCUGGAACUGUCACCUUCGAAGCUGGAAGAACUUAAAAGCGAACAUGUUUUACUGCUGAAAACGGCAUACUGUCAGUGCCCGAACUACGAGAAAAUGAUUUCUGUAGCGUUCUCAGACGGCAUCGAGGGCGUUAAAGAGAAGUGCCAACUCACGCCAGGCGUCCCUCUUAAGCCUAUGCUUGCUCACCCAACAAAAGGAAUUGGUGAAAUUAUGGCGAGAUUCGGGGAAGCGGAAUUCGCUUGCGAAUGGAAGUAUGACGGGGAACGUGGGCAGAUUCAUAUGACGGAUUCCGGUGCAGUCUACGUAUACAGUCGUAACCAAGAGAACAACACUACCAAAUACCCAGAUAUCACCGACAAGAUUCGGACCUGUGCAAAACCUGACGUGUCCUCCUUUAUUGCGGAUGCCGAAAUAGUCGCCUGGAAUGCUGAUACUAAAUCAAUCCUUCCGUUCCAAGUUCUCACUACCAGGAAACGAAAGAAUGCGGAUGACGGUAACAUCAAAGUGAAGGUUUGUGUAUUCCUGUUCGACCUGCUCUACAUCAAUGGUGAACCACUUGUUACAAAACCUUUUCGCGAACGGCGAUCGAUACUGCAGAAAAACUUCACGGAAAUGGAAGGACAGUUCACUUUUGCAAAAAGCCUCGACUCGACUAACACUGAUGAAGUGAACGAGUUUUUCGAGGAAGCAAUCAAGGGGAACUGCGAAGGCCUCAUGAUCAAAACGCUUGACGAGAACGCUACUUAUGAAAUAGCCAAGAGAUCGCACAAUUGGUUAAAGUUGAAGAAGGAUUAUUUGGAUGGGAUUGGAGACACCUUAGAUCUUACUGUCAUUGGUGCAUAUUUUGGGACAGGAAAACGUACCGGUGUAUACGGUGGCUAUCUACUUGCGUGUUAUAACCCAGUAUCGGAAGAAUAUCAGAGCAUCUGCAAGAUUGGAACUGGGUUCAGUGAUGAAGAUUUGAAGUCUCAAUACGAGCUGCUUAAACCAUUCGUUAUCGAAAAGGCGCCAUCUUACUACGCCUUUGAUGAUUCUUUGAAGCCUGAUGUUUGGUUUGAUGCCAACGUCGUUUUUGAAGUAAAGUGCGCUGACCUGUCUAUAUCACCUCGACAUUGCGCAGCGUUUGGGAUGGUAGAAAGCGAAAAGGGCAUUUCGCUCAGAUUCCCUCGAUUUCUGCGAAUAAGGGAUGACAAGAAUGCUGAAGAUAGCACGACUGCAGAGGAAAUUGUAUCCAUGUACAUGAACCAGGAUCAGAUACGUAACACCAGAACACAAACGGAGGAAGAAGACGAUAUUGAGUAUUAA
Molecule: messenger RNA, 1944 nt
Organism: Haemonchus placei
Lineage: Eukaryota; Metazoa; Nematoda; Chromadorea; Rhabditida; Trichostrongylidae
Source: the annotation of a GenBank genome assembly